Molecule: messenger RNA, 2196 nt
Organism: Alnus glutinosa
Lineage: Eukaryota; Viridiplantae; Streptophyta; Magnoliopsida; Fagales; Betulaceae
Exons: 7
Coding region: 16-1644 (542 amino acids)
Biological process (GO): RNA processing
Molecular function (GO): protein binding
Source: RefSeq, a predicted model, not a curated record
UCUCUUCAAUAAAUCAUGUCAGAUGGUGAGGAGGAGGAGGAGGAGACUUGCAAUCUGAAGCAAUAUUCUUCUUCAAUAUAUAAUAAGAUGCUACCGAGAAGCUCUUCAACCCCACACGUAGGGACCAUCAGAGACUUUGACUACACACCGUCCGAUCGCCACACCUCCAAACUUUCCUUCUCCCAUUGUCCCAACUUGACAUGUUCAGCCUAUCACUGCGCUUCCCAGUUGUCUGAGUGCAAUCAAGAACCCUCCAGCUUUCGCUCCAGAGCCUUUCGACGAGCCUUUUCUGAUGGGAACUUGGAAGGCUUGGGCUAUACUUGUUCUAACUUAGACGAGUUUCGCAAUCCGACUACACCCAGAAAUUCUUUGUUUAAACGUAACAAAUCAAUGUUGCAAUCGUCGCCGUCUUUUUCGAUAUUUAAUUCGAGUGACGAGUCUCAAGAUGAAGAGAGCGCGCCGCAAGAUCCGAGUAAAGGAGCGUUGAAGAGAACUGUGACAAUCGGAGAGAGCAUAGAAGGAGUAACUGGGUCUGGGGAAUUCUGUUUUAGUAAGAAAAGUAUGAGCUUGAUCCAGGAGGGGAAAGAGGAGGAAGAAGAAGGUGUAAAUGAGGUUCAGAAUCUGAGUUUUGAAGAAGCAGAAAAUAGACCAGCUAGUCCUCGCAUGUAUCUUGCUACAGGGCUGGGAAUUGACAUGUUUGGUGCUGGUGUGGGUAUUGGCGGUUUCGAUGGGGUCGAUUUAACUGUGGCCAACUUUGAUGAUGGUAGCGGCGAUGUUGAAGAGUAUUAUAAGAGGAUGGUUGAUGAAUAUCCCUGCCACCCUUUGUUUCUGAGAAACUAUGCCCAUGUUUUGCAGUCCAAGGGAGACCUUCCAGGAGCGGAGGAAUACUAUUCUCGUGCUACACUAGCAGAUCCUGAAGAUGGUGAAAUUUUGCUGCAGUAUGCUAAAAUCAUGUGGGAGUGUCAUCGUGACAAAGAUAGAGCCUUCAUUUACUUUGAACGUGCAGCUCAAGUGGCUCCUCAGGAUAGCCACAUUCUUGCAGCAUAUGCUAGUUUUCUCUGGGAAAUAGAGGAUGGCAAGGAAGAAGAUGAAGCACAUCAAGAUCACAUCCAGAUUGAAGAGGAAAAACACACGAAAGAACUUGAAAUCUCAACCUCCAAAGAAGAAAUUGAAUUACUUAGUCCAUCCCUACACGUUGCAGCAGGGCUUGCGAUGGAUGUGGCUGAUAUUACUGCAGAUGAAUCCAGCAAGGGUGGCAAUGUUGAGGAGUAUUAUAAGAAGAUGGUUGAGGAGAAUCCUAACAACCCCUUGUUUCUAAGAAAUUAUGCUCAGUUCCUGUGCCAGUCCAAGGGAGACCUCCGAACAGCAGAGGAUUUUUACAUGCGCGCCAUACUUGCUGAUCCUGGAGAUGGUGAAAUCAUUUCGCUCUAUGCUAAAUUGGUGUGGGAACUUCAUCAUGACAAAGAUAAAGCGUUGUGCUACUUUGAGAGAUCAGUUCAGGCUGCUCCUGGAGAUAGCCAUGUUCUUGCAGCAUAUGCUAGUUUCCUCUGGGAAACAGAAGACGAGGAAGAAGGUGAUGCAAGGCCCGACUGCAUUCAGAUGCCUCUUCUCCACGAGCAAGCCAUGAAAGCUGCACAUGCUUAACCCCAACACAGCUUGCGAGAGCAAUAAGAGUUGAUGUGCAAAAGCAUGAAACCAGCUGCAUGGCUGUCUGAAGGCUAAAACCUUUCAGUGAUGUUGGACCUAUUUUUGAAAUUUGGGGUCCAAACCUAGUAAGGUAAAAUAAAGCAAAACUUAAACACAAACUUUAGUAUGCUAUUGUUACCCGAUUAGCCAAAAAUGGGAAUAAAUAAAAAGGUUUUUCAGUACUGUUGAAGGCGGCAUGGCACAUAUGCAAUAAGCCGUUUGAGACUUCACUUCGAUUUAAGUCUGAUUGAAAUAUAUGAUUGUCAUUAUGUUAGCGUAGUGAGGAACUUGCACAUUCUCCUCUGUUUUGUGCCAAUAAAACGUAGCUGCUUUAGGGUUUUAGUAUGAGGAAAGCCAUGAAGUUGCAUUGCGAUUGAAUUUGUUUUGGAAUAGGUGAUCAGGAACACUCGAUCAAGCGAUUAUUUUGUAUGAUAGAUUACAGUAUGAGGAACAUGAUAUAAAUGCAUUUAUGCAGUGAAUAUUAAUGUAAUCCCUUGAAAUUCCUACUAC